UCAAACAGUACCACCAUCUGCAGUACAGGAGUCAUAACUUAGAAUUUACUGCAAUAUUUUCCGUUUUUGUUCGGCUAGAUUAUGAUGGGUGAAAUGGGGUUUCUGCGAAUAUACGUUUCCUAAAAAGCACUAUAUAAGUUUCACGGCAGAAUUAGAACUUUACAAGAUACAGUCGUUAAAAGUACGUUUCUUACGAAUUCAAUAACUGCACGAUAAUUCUAACCUCAAAGUAUUUUAGCUUGUACACCAAUUUUAUAUAAAACGAAUAUUUUCAUAAUAAAUAACAUUUCUCUUAUAAUCGUAACGAUAUUAUUACAAUAAGCAGAUAAUCACGAAGAGAAACCAUGAUUACAUUGAGAGGAAAAUUGAAAAAAGAUGCUGAGAUUACAAAUUCUAAAAAUAGAGAUUAUAAUAAACGGGCAUCUGUUCGCGAUAAGCUGCUGAUAAAAGAGGUACAAGAAAUGGAACAAACGCUUCCAGUUACCUGUCAAGUAACGUUUAAUGAUCCUCAUAGGUUAUAUGAAUUUACGCUUUCGAUUAUACCCGAUGAGGGAUAUUGGGUUGGUGGACGCUUUUUCUUCGACAUUUAUAUAUCAGAAGAUUAUAAUAUGGCUCCACCAAAGGUAAAGUGUUUAACAAAAUUAUGGCAUCCUAACAUAAGCGAGGAUGGUGAUGUGUGUCUUUCAAUAUUAAGGCAAAAUAGUAUAGAUGGGAUGGGAUGGGCGCCAACCCGUAAACUAAAAGAUGUUGUAUGGGGUUUAAAUUCACUCUUUACUGAUCUUUUAAAUUUUGAUGAUCCUUUAAAUAGAGAUGCAGCUGAAUUGUUUAUUAAAGAUAAAGAAUCUUUUCGUACUAAGGUAAAGUAUUACGUUAUGCAAUAUGCAAAAAGAUGAUUUCAAAUUGAAAUUCUUAAUGCAACAGUGUAAUUAUGCACUCACCGAAUUAGAACCAUGAUUUUUGCAAAAAAAAAA
This is a messenger RNA of Vespa mandarinia (Asian giant hornet), 971 nucleotides long. Its product is annotated as NEDD8-conjugating enzyme UBE2F. Lineage: Eukaryota; Metazoa; Arthropoda; Insecta; Hymenoptera; Vespidae. The record is from RefSeq and is a predicted model, not a curated record.